AUGGCCAAGCUAACAAUUCUGAUUGCUCUCUUCGUUACUGCAUUAGCUGCUAAACCGAGCUUAAUCCAAGGAGAAAUCUUAACUUCUGACUGGUCUGGGUGUGGAUGCGAAUGUGAUGAAAUUUAUGAUCAACCAGUUAAUAUUAGAGGAACCGUUAAAUUAGUUCAAGGUGCACAAGGAUGCCAAGGACCUGCUGGCCCAUGCGGACCUCAAGGCCCUCAAGGUCCACCUGGCCCACAAGGAGAUGAAGGAUGUGCAGGACCUCAAGGAGACCAAGGAGAUGAAGGAUGCCAAGGACCACAAGGACCAUGCGGACCUCAAGGCCCACCAGGACCUAAAGGAGAAACUGGAUGCCCAGGAAUUCAAGGUCCAAAAGGAUGCAAAGGCCCAACAGGAGAUAGAGGAUGCCCAGGAGUUGUUGUUAAUGCAUGCAAAUACUGUGAAUGCGAUGAGCACGCUGAGUAA
Messenger RNA from Blepharisma stoltei, 465 nucleotides. Lineage: Eukaryota; Ciliophora; Heterotrichea; Heterotrichida; Blepharismidae. The record is from the annotation of a GenBank genome assembly.